Messenger RNA from Sesamum indicum (sesame), 2013 nucleotides. Its product is annotated as heparanase-like protein 2. The record is from RefSeq and is a predicted model, not a curated record. Gene Ontology annotation, molecular function: beta-glucuronidase activity. Gene Ontology annotation, cellular component: membrane; plant-type cell wall. NCBI's taxonomy places the organism in Eukaryota, Viridiplantae, Streptophyta, Magnoliopsida, Lamiales, Pedaliaceae.
UUAAUAUUCGACAUUCCGAGUGGUAGAAACAUAUCUUACUAUUUUUAUUUGAUUUCUUCAAGAAUCAACCUCAAUGAUAAGGGUAGUUGAUAUUCUUACAGAAUGUUCUGUAAAAAGUAGAAAGAUAUUGAUGUAGACUUUGAGUUUGAAGAUAAGAAGGAUGUAGUAAAAAGAUUUGUCCCUAUUAGGCUCCUUUAUAGAAUAGUAGUUGAUAUGCGUUCAACCUCAGCUAUAAAAGAAUAUAUGGGCAAUUUACUAUAAUCCAAUAGGCUACUUUAUCUUCAAAGAUUGGACAAAAGAUCAAACAAUUUGUUUCAGGAUGGAAUCAAGGGGUGUAAUAAGUUGUAUUCUUCUAUCAUACUUUUGUUUGUGUUGUGCAGAAGAAGUGAAGUUGACAGUGAGAGGAGUGACCUCCAUAGCAAAGACAGAUGAAAACUUCAUAUGUGCCACUCUGGAUUGGUGGCCUGAGACAAAGUGCAACUACAACCAGUGCCCCUGGGGAAAAGCAGGCAUCCUCAAUCUGGAUUUGGAAAACAAGAUUCUUGCAAAUGCCAUCAAAGCAUUCAGCCCUCUUCGGAUCAGAAUUGGAGGUUCACUGCAAGAUCAGGUUCUGUACAAAGUUGGAACCUUAGCCCCAAAAUGCCCACAUUUCAAAAGAAGAGAUGAUGGCCUUUUCGGAUUUUCAAAAGGCUGUCUAGACAUGAACAGAUGGGAUCUCCUGAACAAAUUGUUCAACAGAACCGGGGCCAGGCUAACGUUUGGCUUGAACGCCCUCACUGGAAGGAAGAAGUCCAAAGACGAUAACUCACUUAUGGUAGGCAACUGGAACCCAAGAAAUGCCUAUGAAUUCAUGAAGUACACUGUCUCCAAAGGGUACAAGAUUGAUUCAUAUGAACUUGGAAAUGAGCUUUGUGGAAGUGGGGUAGCUGCAAGAAUAGGAGCAGAACAAUAUGGCAAGGAUGUUAUUGUACUAAAAAGACUAGUUCAGAAGCUGUACCCUAACCCUGCUACACAACCAAAAGUCUUGGGUCCGGCCGGAUUUUACGACAAGCAAUGGUUCAAUACCUUCCUCCAGACCACAGGACCAAAUGUUGUAGAUGGUUUAACCCACCACAUUUACAACCUUGGUGCAGGUGUUGAUCCGACCCUUAUCAGCAAGGUUCAAGAUCCUUAUUUUCUUGAUCAAAUAGCUGAGACAUACAGAGAGGUUUCUACCAGCAUUAAGUUAUUUGGGCCAUGGUCAGGAGCAUGGGUUGGGGAAGCUGGGGGGGCUUACAACAGCGGUGGCAAAUAUGUAUCACAUGCCUUUGUUGAUGGAUUCUGGUACUUGGAUCAAUUGGGUAUGACAUCAAGAUUCAACCAUAAGGUCUUCUGCAGGCAAUCCUUAAUUGGAGGAAACUAUGGUCUGCUUAACACAACCACAUUCGUUCCCAACCCAGAUUAUUACGGUGCACUCUUAUGGCAUCGCUUGAUGGGAACGAAUGUGCUCUCUGCCUCUCAUAACGGCUCCCCCUACUUGCGCGUCUAUUCUCAUUGCUCAAAGAAAACAGCAGGCAUUUCGCUACUCCUAAUCAACAUGUCAAAUUCCACAACCUUUGAAGUCUCAGUAGCUGAUGAUACAAACUCGUACCAUCAACAAUACAGAGACACAAACAAAAGGGAAGAAUACCAUCUGACCCCAGAAGAUGGCAAUAUUCUAAGUGAUGUUUUGCUGCUAAAUGGGACGCCAUUGAAGCUCACGGAGUCAUCUGACAUUCCGGCAAUGAAUCCACAGCUCGUUGAUGCUCGUCUGCCUAUCAAGGUCACGCCUGAUUCAAUAGUUUUUGCCACGCUGCCAGGCUUUAAAGCCCCAGCCUGUGAUUAGAAGUUUGUUAACUCUAAAAUUCUACAUCUAUAGAGAAGGAUAAAAUGUCUUUCUCAUUCAGGAGUUUACUGAAUCUCUCAUGUAACCUGAUCGGGUAUAAAUUGUAUGGAAUUAAUGAUUAUUUCAUGUAGCAGUAAUAUUUAAACCAA